UAGUAGUUCUACAGUCAAUAGACAAGUCUAUAGUAGUUCAAAAUACUUGAAGGGCGGCAUUUAUUUAAUAUUUUAAGGUUACGUUUAUAAAUAAGCAAUUUUCGGCAAAUUUUAAAUAUAAAAGAAUUUAUAAUGUCUUCAAUAGACGAAAAGAAAAAGGGAAGUAAUCCUAUGCAAGAUCAAAAAGAGAAGAAACGCAAAGAAUCGAUCUUGGAUUUAUCCAAAUAUUUAGAAAAAACAAUAAGAGUAAAGUUUGCAGGUGGCAGAGAAGCAAGCGGAAUUUUAAAAGGCUAUGACCCCUUAAUAAACCUCGUAUUAGAUAAUACCUUAGAGUAUCUUAGGGAUCCCGAUGACCCAUAUAAACUUACAGAAGAUACCAGAGAAUUAGGACUUGUGGUGUGCAGAGGUACCAGCGUAGUACUCAUUUGUCCAAUGGAUGGAAUGGAAUCCAUUCCAAAUCCGUUUAUUACACAAGAUUAAUUUAAUAGCUUUGAUUUAUACUAAGGGUAAUUUUAUGUUUUCUAUAAUAAAUAAGUGAUUUAUA
Molecule: messenger RNA, 544 nt
Organism: Sitophilus oryzae (rice weevil)
Lineage: Eukaryota; Metazoa; Arthropoda; Insecta; Coleoptera; Curculionidae
Gene: LSm7
Product: U6 snRNA-associated Sm-like protein LSm7
Exons: 2
Coding region: 133-480 (115 amino acids)
Biological process (GO): mRNA splicing, via spliceosome; nuclear-transcribed mRNA catabolic process
Cellular component (GO): U12-type spliceosomal complex; U2-type prespliceosome; U6 snRNP
Molecular function (GO): RNA binding
Source: RefSeq, a predicted model, not a curated record